This is a messenger RNA of Polyodon spathula (Mississippi paddlefish), 1432 nucleotides long. RefSeq names its product hydrolethalus syndrome protein 1 homolog. The coding region runs from base 168 to 1322 and encodes 384 amino acids. Gene Ontology annotation, cellular component: centriole; non-motile cilium. The transcript has 12 exons. Gene Ontology annotation, biological process: cilium assembly. NCBI's taxonomy places the organism in Eukaryota, Metazoa, Chordata, Actinopteri, Acipenseriformes, Polyodontidae. The record is from RefSeq and is a predicted model, not a curated record.
CAGUCUGCGUGGUAACGGCUGCGUUGUUUGGAAAAUUUAAAGAUCCUUGAUUGUUUGGCGCUGAUGGUACCGCGGAUUUUAAACGACAUUUCUAUUGUUAUUAUCAUAGACGUUUUCCGUGGUCAUAGUAUAUCUACAGACACUUAGUUUUAGGCUGCACCAAAGAAAUGAACGGCCAGGAAAUGGACGAUAUUGCUUUUACAGAAGAUGACAUUCAGCAGCAACUGGUUUUGCUGGGCUACAACAAUAUACCAAGACACAGGCUCCAUGAAUUCAAAAAAGGUUUUAAAUUUUCUUUCUUUCAAGAUCUUGAACAACUGAUCAGACAUGAAAGAUCAAAAAGCCAGACUUCCAGCGAAAGAGUUUCUCCUCAGUCCUACAGCAGUGGUGGCAAGAACUCCCCUGCUUACGGUUCCCAGAGUGAAGCCACUUAUACCCAUAAACCCUGUGCUACUUCUAGAAAGAAGUUUCCACAACCAGAGAGACAAGUGCAGUUGUCUACAUAUGGAACUGAGCAUCCCAGCACUUCUCCAAGGUUCCAGCAAUAUGACUCUUACAUCAUGCACUCUGUGACACCAACAUUUCCACGGCCCACUUCUGCCCCCUGCAGGCUAGAUGUAGAGAACAACUCAGAAAGCAUAAACAGCACUUUAGAGUCUGCUACAAGUAGUUCAACAAACCCAGACAGACCACAGGGUUCUUACAGGAAACCUGCAAUCAAGAGAAAAGUACUAAGGAAACAGAAUGGACAGGCUCAUGUCUGUGAUGAAUCGAUCCACAGUGAAGCAGAAUUAGAUGCCGUCCGUAAACUGGAGGAAAGACUCGCCGGUCUACAAAUGUGUUCAGAAGUGUCAGACUUUGACCUGGAGACUGAUGAAAUAGGGAGCUUGAGUGAGCAAUCCAGCUCAGAUGAGGCAAGACCUCGCUCUGCCUUUCAGCUGUACACCAGAGAUGCUUUGAGAUCUGCAGAAACUGAGCGUGAUUCACGUAGUUCAAGUCGACCCAAGUCUUUUAUUCGUCCGCAACUGGAUCACCCUCAUAAAAGGAACCUAAAGAAAAAUGAUCCUGUUUCAAAGUAUUUUCAGUACAAACAAGCCUGGGAAGCUUUCAGACCUCCUGAAGAAAAAGAGCACAAAGGGCUGCGCUGGGGAAUAAGGGAACAAAUGCUGUACAAGAGCCAACUACCAUCUAAGCCCCAGCGCAUUUAUGUUCCCAAUACGUACGAAGUGCCAACUGAGAAGAAAAGAUUAGCACUGAGGUGGGAAGUACGACAUGACUUGGCAAAAGGAUUAAUGCCACAGAAGGUCUUUUAUCCAUUUUAGCAAAAGUACAACUACUGUGCUGCACAGCUAUGCAGUAAUAACACUAUGUAACACAAUUUUUGUUCCUGGAUAGUAAGUGUUAUUUCCUAAUUGCUUAUGCUUAAAUUUAC